Neocloeon triangulifer is the source of this 1127-nucleotide messenger RNA. RefSeq lists its product as uncharacterized. The coding region runs from base 144 to 770 and encodes 208 amino acids. The record is from RefSeq and is a predicted model, not a curated record. The transcript is spliced from 6 exons. Lineage: Eukaryota; Metazoa; Arthropoda; Insecta; Ephemeroptera; Baetidae.
GAGGGAAAGGAGCGGCGAGAGUUUUGAGCUCUGGUUUUGAGCUCAGCAGUGUCCAGUCUCACGUGCGCCGCUCCACGCUUUCGGCUCGUCCGCUCCACUCUGCUGCCGUUUCUCUCUAGGCCCCCUCAGCGGCCGGCGGAAGGAUGAAGGUGCGGUGGCGGUCGUGGUGCCUGUUGGUGCUGCUGGUGGUGCACACCAUCGUCGCCACCCCUAUCGUGCCCAGGCGAAGACCUCGGAGACAAACGCUGCCCGAGGAUGACGGACUUGACCCCGUCGAACAUCAACCCUUCUUGCAUCCCGAGGAGAUUUUCGGGCCUGACUUGGCCGACAGAAGUCCCAGGGACAAACGCAAGGCCAGAAUUUUGCUCAACAUUCUUUUUUGGAAAAUCAACACGUUGCUGCAGCUAAAGACGCGGAUUUUGGGGCAACUGAGCGCGAGGCAGGCGCUCAACACGUUCUACUACAAAACCACGACCACCACUCCAGAUCCAACGUCUGAGGACGUGCCGGAAUUCGACUCAAACAGGGUGAUGCUGGACAUCCCAGGCGAGUUGUUUGGAACGGCCUUCUCGGUGGUCACCGACGUCUCCAAAAUCGUCGGUGACGUCAUCCUGAACACUGCGCGACGGACGCAGAAAUUCGUGGAAGGGAUGAAGCAGGCGGUGGCGCGCAGCCUGGGCUACAAGUUGUCAGCGCUGACCACCAGUUCGUCUGUCUCAAAGAGCACCGGCGAAUCCGAGUCGUCAGCCGAGACCACCGACGACCCCUGACCUGCCUCGCGCUGCCCACGCUGACUGUGAUUUGUCCCUUUUUUUACAUUUUCGCAGGAGAAAGACAAUUUUACAUGUGUUCCUCACCAACUUUCUUACCCCCAUGAUUACUUAACUAGUUUUUUAAAAAUAUAUGAUACCGGUAUUUAUUGAGUUAACAAGAGUUUGAUGCCAUAUUCAUCCCAAGUGCGAAUACAUCUCUAUAUCGUGUGUGUUUGUGCCUUCAAGAAUUUUGCAAGAAAGAAAAAAAUGUGUUUUCUGCAUUUCGUGGUUAUCUGCAAGAUUUUAUUUAUUUUUGAUUGUGAGCGUGUAAAUAAAUAAUAACAUGUGAUGCCUUUGGAAAUUACUGUUUUCAUU